AUGAGACGGAUUCGCCAGCGGUUGGACUUCGGCUGCAGUGAUGAAGAGGACGGAGAGGAAGAGUCUUUGACACAACCUGUCGGGACUGCAGCGACCCGAACCGCGAACACUCGCCUCGUGUUCGAACUCCAGUCUAAGAGAGGAGGCCUUCAGACUUCAGCCACCUCAGCUCGUCCACUUAAAUCAGAGCUGAAGAGGAGACGAGCUCCACUGAUCAAUAUAAACCCAUUCACCCCCGACUCACUGCUCGUCCAGAAGGAGACCUCCAAGAGGAACAACUGCAAGAGAGCCUACGGGAAUGACUUAUUUGAGGACUCAAGUGAAGCAGAAUUUGAAGAGGAAUUCAUCCCCCCAUUAAAGAGAAAGACUGUUGUUGGGUGUUACUUGUCUCGCUAUGCAUCUGAAUUCCAUGAGCUGGAGCAGAUUGGCUCUGGAGAGUUUGGAGCUGUUUUCAAGUGUGUGAAAAGACUUGAUGGGUGUAUUUACGCCAUCAAGCGCUCCAAGAAGCCCUUGGCAGGUUCUGUGGAAGAGCAGACUGCUUUGCGGGAGGUGUAUGCUCAUGCAGUGUUGGGACAGCACCCCCAUGUGGUGAGAUAUUACUCUGCGUGGUCAGAGGAUGAGCACAUGCUGAUACAGAAUGAGUUCUGUAAUGGUGGCACGCUCUCAGACCUUAUCACAGAGAACGAGAAAAGGCUAAAGCUUCUCUCUGAAGUUCGCCUAAAGGAUCUGCUUCUGCAAGUCUCCCGGGGUCUGAAGUACAUCCAUUCUGCUUCACUUGUUCAUAUGGAUAUCAAACCAAGUAAUAUAUUUAUAUCUCGAAGAACAGUGGGCCAUGCUAUACAUGUGGAUGGUGAUGGAUCAGAUGCAGACGUUGUGUACAAAAUAGGGGAUCUUGGCCAUGUAACCCAUGCAAGCAGUCCAAGAGUGGAAGAGGGUGACAGCAGAUUUUUAGCAAAUGAGAUCCUGCAGGAGGACUAUGGGAAUCUACCUAAGGCAGACAUUUUUGCCCUGGCACUCACAGCGGUGAGUGCCUCGGGUGCAAAAGCACUGCCGAAGAAUGGGGAAGUGUGGCACACCAUACGCAGAGGGCAGCUCCCGUACAUACCUCAAGUGAUCUCGCCAGAUUUUCAACAUUUGCUGAAGCUGAUGAUACACCCUGAUCCAGCCUGCAGACCAUCGGCAUCAGCCCUCACCAAACACCCUGUUCUCUUAUCCACCUCCAAACUGAGCGUAGACUCACUGCAGGAGCUUCUGAAUGCGGAGAAAUUCAAAAAUGCACUUUUGCUGAAGGAGCUGAAGGAAGUCCAGCUGGCCACAGUAGCUGCACAGGAGAACGCCCAUGACACUGCUUCUUGCACCACUGGACGCAGCUGCAACAGACUGUCUGUACAUGCUGGGAAAAAGAUGACCCGCUCACUCAGCUUAACAAUGUUUUGA
Messenger RNA from Colossoma macropomum (tambaqui), 1437 nucleotides. Its product is annotated as wee1-like protein kinase. Gene Ontology annotation, molecular function: magnesium ion binding; non-membrane spanning protein tyrosine kinase activity; ATP binding. Lineage: Eukaryota; Metazoa; Chordata; Actinopteri; Characiformes; Serrasalmidae. Gene Ontology annotation, cellular component: nucleus. Bases 1 to 1437 code for a protein of 478 amino acids. The transcript has 10 exons. The record is from RefSeq and is a predicted model, not a curated record. Gene Ontology annotation, biological process: protein phosphorylation; mitotic cell cycle.